AUGGCCGCCUCUGGGAACAACAAGUUCGGCCUUACGUGCGCUCAGGUGCGGCAGUUCAUGAUGGAGCGGAACAGGCAGGUGCGGAUGGGUGACCUCGUCGGCUCCUCCUCGUUCCAGAGGCCACUGCAACUGACCCCGGUCCCUGUAGCGACGGGGCCGGCGGGGACCUGGGACACCGGCGCCACGACCUUGUCGCUGUUCCCCGCCGGCACUGGCACGGAGAUCAUCAGGCCAGAGGAGACCAAGGCCACCCUGACCAUCUUCUACCAGGGGCAGGUGGCCACGUUCCACGACUUCCCGGCAGACAGAGCCAAGGACCUCCUGCAGAUGGCAGGUUCUGUGACCGGGAAGGCGCCGGAGAAGGGGUUCUUGCAGAUGGCAGGUUCUGUGACCGUGAAGUCGCCGGAGAAGGUGGUGAUGACCGCCGUGCCAGAAAAGGCGGAGACCAGUGAUGAGCCAUCGGCUGCAGGGGCAGGCAUGCAGCCCAUCGCAAGGAAGCUGACGCUACAGAGGUUCCUUAGGAAGAGGAAGAACAGGAACGCUGGCACUGACGACCCUGACCACAACGAGGAUGCUUCGCCGUGGAAGAAGAGAGACUCCGCCGGCGCCGGCAACAACCCCGCGGAAGACGUGCCUGAUGAUGCCUCGUGGCUCAGGCUCUGA
This is a messenger RNA of Miscanthus lutarioriparius, 663 nucleotides long. NCBI's taxonomy places the organism in Eukaryota, Viridiplantae, Streptophyta, Magnoliopsida, Poales, Poaceae. The record is from the annotation of a GenBank genome assembly.